CCGGCAGAACCACGAAGAAAACGCAAAGCAAACCAAGCAAACAUCAGAGUAAGAACUCAGAGAAGUCCGAUCGUUCCACCUCCAAAUUCGCAGCUAUUCCGACGAUGUCGAUGAUCCGCCGCAGCAACGUGUUCGACCCCUUCUCCCUCGACCUCUGGGACCCCUUCGACGGCUUCCCCUUCGGCUCCGGCAGCGGCAGCCUCUUCCCUCGCGCCAACUCCGACGCGGCGGCCUUCGCCGGCGCGCGGAUCGACUGGAAGGAGACGCCCGAGGCGCACGUGUUCAAGGCGGACGUGCCGGGGCUGAAGAAGGAGGAGGUCAAGGUGGAGGUUGAGGACGGCAACGUCCUCCAGAUCAGCGGCGAGCGCAUCAAGGAGCAGGAGGAGAAGACGGACAAGUGGCACCGCGUGGAGCGCAGCAGCGGCAAGUUCCUCCGCAGGUUCCGGCUGCCGGAGAACACCAAGCCGGAGCAGAUCAAGGCGUCCAUGGAGAACGGCGUGCUCACCGUCACCGUGCCCAAGGAGGAGCCCAAGAAGCCCGACGUCAAGUCCAUCCAGAUCACCGGCUAGAGCAUUGGGCUAAUCUAAAACGAUUUAUCUGUGGCUUCAAGUGUAUCGAUCACUUAUGUGAGGUGUAAUUACUGGUGUUUUUGGUGUGCUCUGGUUCCUUUCAAGUGUGUUGUUGCCGCUCGAACUACUCCGCUAUGUAAAACGGUAAAACCUGUUGUCUCAUUAUGAAAGUGAACUAUAUUAUGUUCUACUACUACUCUACUUAGUCAA
This is a messenger RNA of Oryza sativa Japonica Group (Japanese rice), 779 nucleotides long. The record is from RefSeq and is a predicted model, not a curated record. Lineage: Eukaryota; Viridiplantae; Streptophyta; Magnoliopsida; Poales; Poaceae.